AUGGCUGCACAGGCUGCUUCAGCGAAUCUUACGCCGGCGCUCUUCCGCUCCCUCUUCCCGCAACCCUACCUCGAGCGCUUCAUCAGUGAAGGUGUUCGACCAGACGGACGACCAGUGGGAGACCAGGCGGCCUCGGCAGAUGCAUGGAGGGAUGUCAGUAUCAACGUCGGAUCCGUUUCGACUGCACCUUCAUCCGCUCUCGUCCGGCUGGGCAAGACUUCCGUCGUGUGUGGCGUGACGCUGGAGAUCGCCCCGCCCGAUUUGGCGCGACCGAACGAGGGCUUCAUCGUCCCGAACGUCGACCUGAGCCCGCUUUGCUCGCCUUUGUUCCGACCUGGACCUCCGCCUGACGAAGCCCAGGUCCUCUCAUCCCGGUUACGCGACGUCCUCCUCUCCUCCAACAUCCUUCCUCUCUCUUCUCUCGUGAUCGAGCCCGGCAAGGCGGUGUGGGUGGUAUACAUCGAUGUCGUGUGCUUGAACUACGACGGAGGCGUGCUGGACGCGGCAGUCUUGGCAGCAGUGGGCGCUCUGCGGAAUCUGAGAUUCCCCGAGACCACCUUCGACGUCGACACGAGCGAGGUUAUCUGCGAGCGUGUGACGGAGGAGCACCCCGGCAGCCGGAUAUCUGGGCCUCGCGAGCCGUUCUCCGUCUCCUUCGGCGUCUUCAAUGGAACCCUCCUCGCCGAUCCGACACUCUUCGAGGCCAAGCUGUGCUCAAGCGAGAUUACCGUCGUCGUCGGCGCACCGGCGGCAUCCUCGACCACGUCUCUCGCGAAGGCACCGCUGCUGAGCGUCUACCAGGCAGGCGCGCCGCUCGAGAACGGGAAGGAAGUGCUGCGACGGUGUAUUGCGAUGGCGCGAACACGGGCGGCGGAGUUGCAGCAGAGUCUGGCAUAG
Molecule: messenger RNA, 897 nt
Organism: Rhodotorula toruloides NP11
Lineage: Eukaryota; Fungi; Basidiomycota; Microbotryomycetes; Sporidiobolales; Sporidiobolaceae
Product: exosome complex component RRP43
Exons: 6
Coding region: 1-897 (298 amino acids)
Biological process (GO): nuclear polyadenylation-dependent rRNA catabolic process; U4 snRNA 3'-end processing; nuclear polyadenylation-dependent mRNA catabolic process
Cellular component (GO): nuclear exosome (RNase complex); cytoplasmic exosome (RNase complex)
Source: RefSeq, a predicted model, not a curated record